AUGUGGUUCGCGAACCUCCACGGAAUAUCUAUCACAGAUAGGCUUACGGCGGUAUCUGAAUCUCUAUCUAUAUGGGCCUCACAUGCACGUCGCAAUGCCCAUCGCACAAAGAAUAAGCUGCAAAACCAGAUAUCGGCUCUUCAAGGGAGAAGCGAUUCUUUCUCUAUUUCUAAGAUGAGUCAGGUGAGGAAAGAACUAGCUGAAGUACUACUCCGUGAGGAAGCUCAUUUGAGGCAAAGAGCCAAACAGCACUGGCUAAAAGAUGGCGAUAGCAAUACUCGGUUUUUUCAUGCGAUGGCGUCCUCCCGGAAAAAGAAAAAUUCGAUAGCUCAACUCUAG
Messenger RNA from Salvia miltiorrhiza (redroot sage), 339 nucleotides. RefSeq lists its product as uncharacterized. The record is from RefSeq and is a predicted model, not a curated record. The transcript has a single exon. Lineage: Eukaryota; Viridiplantae; Streptophyta; Magnoliopsida; Lamiales; Lamiaceae. The coding region runs from base 1 to 339 and encodes 112 amino acids.